Molecule: messenger RNA, 2188 nt
Organism: Bombina bombina (fire-bellied toad)
Lineage: Eukaryota; Metazoa; Chordata; Amphibia; Anura; Bombinatoridae
Gene: RASSF10
Product: Ras association domain family member 10
Exons: 1
Coding region: 326-1681 (451 amino acids)
Biological process (GO): signal transduction
Source: RefSeq, a predicted model, not a curated record
UUGUUGUGUUGAUUACUGUGCAGGCUGCAUGCCUUGCGCAGACUCCUGUGAGUUCUUCGUUUAGAGAGCAGUGUAGACUUCUGGUGUGGUGGGCAAGGACGAGCAUCUGGUUCUGAAAUUGCCAGGUCUUGUGGUGGUGAAGUGCUGGAGAUCCUGGUGUAGUGAGGCUGUGGAGAGACUGCAACCGCUCUCUGGUGCGCGCUGCUCUCACUAAAACUACUGGAGAUCUGUCCAGCUGGAAUUUUAACCAUUCAUCCUCCUGUUUUCCUAUGGAUGAGGGGUUUGCUCUUUACGAAGGGGAUUUGUGACACUUUUUGAGCCAGUCAUGGAAAGUGAGGAGGAAUGGAAGAUCUCAGUGUGGCUGUGCCAGGAGGAGAAGCUGGUGUCAGGGCUCACCAAACGCACCACCUGCGCAGAUGUAGUGAAGGUGCUGUUGGACGACCACAACCAGAAGCAGGAGGCAGAGGGGUCCAUGCUCCUGGGACCCCCAGGAUCUUACUGCAUAGUAGAAAAAUGGAGAGGGUUUGAGAGGAUUCUACCAAACAAAACCAAGAUUCUAAGGCUAUGGACGGCGUGGGGAGAGGAACAGGAGAAUGUCAGAUUUGUACUGGUAAGGAGUGAGGCUUCACUGCCUAAUAUUGGACCGAGAAGUGCAGAAGCCAAAGUGGUCCUCAGCAGGGAGAGCCCGUGCCACGUUAAAGGGGCAACUAAAGCCACCACUGCUUUGAACAAAGAGAAGCAGCGCAGGGUAGUGAGGAAAGCCUUCAGGAAGCUGGCAAAAAUGAACAAGAAAAGUCAAGAAGAUUGUUCUAAGGACUCUAACUCAGUGGAGAAGAUGGAAACUUUGGUGCACCUGGUGCUGUCUCAGGACCACACAAUCAGGCAGCAGAUCCAGAGGAUUAAAGAUUUGGACAGAGAUAUUGAUAGGUAUGAGGCUAAAAUCCACUUUGACCGGAUGAAAAGACAUGGUGUCAAUUAUGUUCAGGAUACUUACAUGGUGGGAUCCAGUCCUGACCAAGCUUCAUCUUGCGACAGUGAUCCUGGUGGUAAAGUAAUACCUGAGAAACUGUUCGCAGAGUUUGAGGAUUAUGCUAAAAAAUGUGAAGAGGUUUUGGCUAUUCAAGACAAAAUAACACAACAAGAGGAUCUUCUUGAACAGAUUACCGUCCAAAUACAAGAAGAACUUAAUAAAAGGUGGAUGGACAGACGUCAGGAGGAGCUGUCAACCAAAGAACACAACGCAUUGGACACAAAUGGUGAGCAGGGAGAGUCUGAGAGUGGUUUGCUACUUGAGCAGGAAAGGGUUAAAACGGAACUUAGUACCAGUCUCUACAUAGGACUAAGGCUAAACACGGAUUUGGAAGCCAUCAAGGCCGAUUUGGAUUAUACUCAACAAGCGUGGAAUGAUAAGGAGAAGGAAUUGCAAAGUUUGCUACAGACUCUUAAUGAUCUGGACGUCUCCCAAGAUGACCAAAUUGCUGAAUUGGAUGAUGUUGAUAGCUGCGCAAUAAGCCCUGAUUCUGUAGUGAGAACAGUUUUGGAGAGCCCAGAUGUCUGGGUUGAGAAGGACGUGGGGAUGUGCACAAACUGUGAGGUCAAUGAUGAGGAUUCAGACACAGGAUUGAGUUCAAUGCAUAGCCAGGACUCUGAUUCUACACCAGUUUGUGAAUCAUUAGUUUAGAUAUUUUCCAAAUGUGUCCAACUCCAGUCCUUCAGGGUCUCAGACGUAUCAUGAUUUAAAUAUGUCCUGUCUUGAUCACACGUGAGUCAAUAUUCCAUUCAGUGUGGCUAUUAGUUAAUAAAAGGUGUUACUCACGUAUGCCAGAGUAUGACCUUAGCAAAUAGUGAUAGCUGCUGAAAGUGCAAUAUGUUGACUUCUAUAAAAAAAAGCGUUUUCUUCACCAUAUAAUUCUUCAGGCAGAGAGAUGUUUAAAUCGUGGCCUGGUUUUGGCCCUCGAGGAAUGGAGUUGGACAUUCUAAACAUUACUCUCAGGGACUUGUAUUUAUCAAAGACAUGAGAGAUUCAUACAAAUGUGGGCUUUAUGUUUUAAUCCACAACCUGUUCAGAUCAAACUCAUUUUUAAAAUACAACGAAAAAUGCAUCCAUUGCAUAUGAGCUGAAAAAAUGCAAGUAUAUUUUUAAAUGCUAGUAAAUAUUUUUAUUAUUAUGUACACUUAAUAUCACACA